AUGGAAGAUAAAAAUUCAAUAAUAAAAGCAUACAUCCAUUACAAAAGUUUCAUAGCUGGUGCCUGUUUUACUUUAAUAUCCCAACCAUUCGAAGUAAUGCGUACAUCCAGUGUAUUUUUAAACUAUCGAGGUAUAUAUCCAUCCGAGCUCUGGUCCAUAAUGAAAUAUAUAUAUAGAAAAGAAGGUAUUAAAGGCUAUUUUCGCGGCGGUACCAUCUGUUUAUUAAAAUCUUCAUUUGGUCUAGGCAUAUUUUUUAACGGAAUAACCAAUUUACCCUUAAUAAUGCAUACAUUACCUAAAUAACCUGAAAAAUAUAUAUAUAAUGGAUUUGUAAAUUUCUUUAACGGUUCUGUUGCAAUGCUUUUUACGACUUUAUUUACUACUCCAUUGACUGUUUUGAAGACUCGAUUUGAGGUAAUAGGACAAAAUGAAUAUAAAAAUAUAAUAUAAGCGGCUUAAAAAAUAUAUAUAGAUGAAGGAUUAAAGGGAUUUUAUAGAGGUAUAGGGCCUAUGUUAAUGCGAGAUUUGCCUUUUAGUGGAGCUAUUUCUGCAACUAUAGCCAUUAUUAUUUAUUAUCCUUUUGAUAAUAUUAGAGUUAGAUAUCAGGGGGUUAGAGGAGAAAGUAAAAGCUAUUUUAAUUUAGUUAGAUUUAUAUAUAUUGAUGAGGGGCUUUAAGGAUUUUAUAGAGGUUUUUUGCCCAGAAUGCUUAAAAAAGGAGCAUAAGGAGCAAUCGCAUGGACUAUUUAUGAGUAUUUAAAAAAAGAUAAUUUGGAUAAAAAAUAAUUGUAGUAUAAUAGAAUUUGA
Molecule: messenger RNA, 804 nt
Organism: Ichthyophthirius multifiliis
Lineage: Eukaryota; Ciliophora; Oligohymenophorea; Hymenostomatida
Product: solute carrier family member 38, putative
Exons: 2
Biological process (GO): glycine import into mitochondrion
Cellular component (GO): mitochondrion
Molecular function (GO): glycine transmembrane transporter activity
Source: RefSeq, a predicted model, not a curated record